AUGAACGUCCACAAACUCUGGGAAUAUAAAGAAUAUGUAAACGUGAAUGGAUUUAUGUUAACAAAUGAGCUGAUAACGUUAUUGCAAAAUUCCCUCACAGUGUUGCAAGUCGAGAACCAUUUCACCCACAUCCAGUACUGGGGAAAAAUUUAUGCAGUCGACGCUGACUACCAUGUAGCCGUUGGUAUCCAUAAAGAUGCUAUAGACGACCGCAAGUAUUAUUAUUCAACAGACUUUAAAUUUUGGGGGCUUUUACCGAAAGCAAAAAAGAAAUACAAACACCUCGCCCUUCUGACAUCAUUCCCGUUCAGAGGUGAUCCUUCCUUGAAAAUAAAAGUUCUUGACGAAGCAUUGGAGGAGCACAAUCCCGAUAGAUGUCAGUUCAUGCAAGAGGAGAAACGCCUAGCGGCUACCAUUAGUAAUAUUUGUGAUGAGGCCGAAAUAUGCGCGCGUGGACAAUUGAUAAAGCAACCAGAUGGCACGGUAGUAAUUAACCCAAACUUUUACGGAUUAACAAGUGCAGAAUCGAAGUUGCUGAAAUCUUAUUUACAUAUCCGACCAGCGCAACAACGCUGGAAUUCUAACUUACUAACAAGGCAAGAUUAUAACUACAGCAUGGAUUUCCUUGACUCAAUCGACCAGGAUAUACCAAAUGGUUGUUGGAAUCUAUCCUUGGAACAGUGUGGCAGUGUUGCUUACUUGAAAAGUUUGUAUUGGCCGGGAAUGUCAUAUUUUCACAAAAUAAAAACUCCAGAAGCGGGAUUCUUGUACGUUGGUAAUGGGAAAAAGAAUUUAGAUGUACCCUUUCUGCUUUGA
Molecule: messenger RNA, 816 nt
Organism: Zerene cesonia (dogface butterfly)
Lineage: Eukaryota; Metazoa; Arthropoda; Insecta; Lepidoptera; Pieridae
Gene: Rsph9
Product: radial spoke head protein 9 homolog
Exons: 1
Coding region: 1-816 (271 amino acids)
Biological process (GO): motile cilium assembly; axoneme assembly; cilium movement involved in cell motility
Cellular component (GO): axoneme
Source: RefSeq, a predicted model, not a curated record